Molecule: messenger RNA, 447 nt
Organism: Penicillium pulvis
Lineage: Eukaryota; Fungi; Ascomycota; Eurotiomycetes; Eurotiales; Aspergillaceae
Exons: 4
Coding region: 1-447 (148 amino acids)
Source: RefSeq, a predicted model, not a curated record
AUGCCGAGUAAGGAUGGGAAACUCUAUACUUCUGUCGCGAAACGAGCGAGGCCACGAACCCACUUAUCUAAGAUUGUCACUAGUCCCCCGAGUCUCUAUCUUCCCCACCUGUAUAAGCUGGACGAUAUCUUAGCCGCAUUGAUCGUGAGAAGGGAGUCCCCGUGGGAUAUAUAUCUACUAGCCAUCACCUAUAAUAUCGUAGGUCUGGUGGUUAUUGCCGCUCGCCGCACCCGCCUGUUACGCGUGGUGGCAGAAACCGUAUACCUCGCCGCCCUGCCGUCGAUCGCGAUGCGGCUUAUGCAAAAAUAUGAUAAGGAGGAAGGGGUUGCCGGAGUCACUAUCCUCUGUCGCUGGCCGAUCGAUUUAGAUGUAGUGCGGUUCUUGUCCGCUACCGCGAUGGUAGUGUCGAUCGCACCCCUGAAGGAGAAUGUGGCUAGCCGUGACUAG